AUGGCAAAGGGAAACACUUUAAAGCAAGACCUCUCUGUUAAGGGAGCUGGUAAAAAGGUCAACAUCAUUGCUCCAGCUGCUGCCAAGAAGUCCUCAGCUGCUGCUGCUGCCGUCAAGAAGGGAACUUCCAGCGGUGCUCCACGUAAGAUCAGAACCUCUAUCUACUUCAAGCGUCCAAAGACCCAAAUCUUGGAAAAGAACCCAGCUUUCCCAAAGAACUCUGUCAAGAGAGUCUCCAAGAUGACUGAAUUCCGUAUCCUCAAGGCUCCACUCGCCACCGAAUCAGCCAACAAGAAGAUCGAAUCUAACAACACCAUCACCUUCAUGGUAGACAUGUUCGCCAACAAGAUCCAAAUUGCCCAAGCCAUCAACAAGAUGUACAACGUCAAGGCCAAGAGAGUCAACACCUUGGUCACCCCACGUGGUGAAAAGAAGGCCUUCGUCAAGUUAGCUCCAGAGUAUGAUGCUGCUGAUGUUGCCAACAAGAUUGAUAGGACAGAGAUGAGUAACAUCAAACAAAGAUUGGAAGAUGGAUUAAGUGGAGCUGUGUUUUCAGUGAUUCAAUGGUUCAAUGGCAAUGAUUAUCACAAAGCUGUUAAUAAUGCUGCUGCUGUAGUUUUAAAUAAUACUAAUCAAAACAACAAUAAUAAUAACAAUAACAAACAAACAGUCAAAUAUAUUAAAGAUGCAAGUGGAUAUCUACUCAAUCAUAAACUAAACAUAUUCUUGGUUGCAUUUGGUGGUGGAGUAUAUUAUCUAUACAAUAAUAUAACCAAUUCACAUCAUCAAAUAUUAAAAAGAGCUGCUCAACAAAGAGUAACUAUAUAUUUUACAAAUACACAAGCAACAUGUGAUCAAUCAACAGCACUGUUUCUACAAAGUUUGGAUGAAAAGUUGGAAGCUGCAGUUGGUGCACCAUCGAUUCAAGAUAUAAGACAAGCUAAAGAUGUCGAACAAAAACAAAGAUUAAGUGAAAAAUUAAAGGUUGCAAUAUUUACAAAAGUUUUUAGUACAUUAUAUAUAAUACCAUUAUUAAUGUUAUUUAUAAGAUUACAAGUUAAUUUAAUUGGAAGAUAUUGUUAUCUAGAACAAAUAUUAAAACAACAAACCGAUAUGAAUCCAUCACCAGAAACCAACAAAGAUUCAUCGGCAACGAAUCCAUUAUCAACGACAAGACCUAUUAGCGAAGACACUGAAUCUAAAUUCUUUUCCAUUUCCAAUACUAUAUUGGAACAUAGAUUUGAAGAGUUUGUACAACAAAUUGAGAAUCAAGUAUCUCUAGUUUUGGAAGACUAUAAAAUCGAUCAACAAAUUAGUUAUCAAGCACUAUUACAAGUGUUUUUAAAGAUUAGAUCUCAUUUUGAAUCAAAACAAGCCUUAUCAUCGUUGGCUCAAGAAAAUUGUUUAACUAGAUUCCUUUUACCAAAAAAUAAUAAUAAUCAAAAUAAUAGUGAUAAUAAUAAUGGUAGUGAUAAUAAUGGUCAACAACAAGAGGAAUCAAUAUCAUCUGAUAGAUUAAUGUUAUUAAAUGAAAUUAAAAAUAUUUUUGAAAGUGAUAGUUUUAUUAAAGUAUUGACAGAAUCAAUGAAUCAAUCAUUUUUACAAUUUACAGAGAAUGCUAGAACUAUAUUUGAGGAUCAACAAAAACAAGCAAGAGCACAACAACUUGAACAAAUGGUAGUUGGCGUUGACGAUCUCAUUACAUCGUCAUCGAUCAUGCCAAUUGAUAUCGCAUCGAUCAUUCCUAAACUCAAUCCAAUGCAUAUGAUUGUAUUGGUGCCAAAACUCAACAAACAACAUUCACAAACUACAACACCCGAUCAUAUUCGAUCCAUCAUUGAAAGAAUUAAAAAUCAACCUCUAGUCUACCAAUUUAAUCUUUCCAUUUUAACAAAUGUUUCAGAUUUAAAUAAAUUGGAAUAUUAA
This is a messenger RNA of Cavenderia fasciculata, 1926 nucleotides long. RefSeq lists its product as uncharacterized. Lineage: Eukaryota; Evosea; Eumycetozoa; Acytosteliales; Cavenderiaceae. Gene Ontology annotation, cellular component: ribosome; peroxisomal membrane. The transcript is spliced from 7 exons. The coding region runs from base 1 to 1926 and encodes 641 amino acids. Gene Ontology annotation, biological process: translation; protein import into peroxisome membrane. The record is from RefSeq and is a predicted model, not a curated record. Gene Ontology annotation, molecular function: protein-macromolecule adaptor activity; structural constituent of ribosome.